AUUGCAUUAAUUUAUUAAAUUUUAUAAUUCAGCACAGAGACAAUGAGUGAAGAUAAGUCUCAAGUGAAGAUCAAGUUCUUCACCAAGGAAGAAGAUGAGACAUUAAAUGUUUCAGAUGCUCCAUUAUAUGUGCCAGCAUCAUUAAAGAGAUAUGGAUUAUCAGAAGUGGUAAAUCAUUUAUUAGGUAGAGAAGGAGAAACAGAUGAAACUAAACCAAUUCCCUUUGAUUUUCUUAUAGAUGGAGUUCUUUUAAGAACUUCUAUUCAAGAUUAUUUAACUAAAAAUGGGUUAUCUAGUGAAGCCUUUUUAAGUUUGGAAUAUACUCGAGCCGUAUUACCUCCAUCAUUUUUAGCAUCUUUUAAUAGUGAUGAUUGGAUUUCUUCUAUUGAUACUAUAAAUCCUCAAUCUAAAUCAGUAUUAUCAACAAAUAUGACCAUUACUCAAGCCAAAAUUUUAUCUGGUUCUUAUGAUGGUAUAGUAAGAACUUAUAAUAUGUCAGGUAAUGUUGAAAAACAAUAUGUUGGACAUUCAGGUCCUAUAAGAGCUGUACAAUGGAUAUCACCAACUCGUGUUGUAUCAGCCGGUAAUGAUAGACAAGUAAGAUUAUGGAAAACUUCUAAUGAUGAAGUAACUGAUAUAGAUGAUGAUGAAGUUCAAGAUGGUAAAACUUUAGCUAUUCUUGAAGGUCAUAAAGCUCCAGUAGUAUCAUUAUCAGUUGAAUAUAAAUCAAAUCGUAUUUUAUCUGCUGGGUAUGAUAAUGUUGUUGGUGUAUGGUCUACAAAUUACAAAGAAAUGACAUCUAUAAAACCAUUAGAAUAUGAUUCUAAUGUACUUUCUACUGCAUCCAAGAAAAGAAGAAAGAUGGCUGUUCAAGAUUCAACUAUCAGACGUCGUUCUCCAUUAUCCCUUUUAGAAGGUCAUUCACAACCAGUUGAAGAUGUUAUUUUUGAUAUUAAUGAUUCCACAGUAGCAUAUUCUGUAUCUCAAGAUCAUACUAUUAAAACUUGGGAUUUAGUUACUUCUCGUUGUGUGGAUACUAGAAAUACUAGAUAUUCUUUACUUUCUGUAUUACAAUUACCAAACAUUCAUUUAUUAGCAUCGGGUUCAACUGCUCGUCAUAUUAAUUUGCAUGAUCCACGUAUAAGUUCUACUACUACAGAUCAAACAUCAUCAAAAUUAGUUGGUCAUACUAAUUUUGUAGUAAGUUUAACUGCAUCACCAUCUAAUGAUUAUAUAUUUUCAUCUGCUUCUCAUGAUGGUACUGUCAAAGUAUGGGAUGUUAGAGCUGAAAAGUCAUUAUAUACUAUAACUAGAGGUGAACAAGAAUCUAAAGAAAAAUCUAAAGUAUUUGCUGUUUCUUGGGAUUCUGAUAUUGGUAUUAUAAGUGGUGGUGAAGAUAAAAAGAUUCAAAUCAAUAAAGGUUCUGAUAUUACCAAAUAAAUAGAGUAAAUAUGUACAAUACAAUAGAUAGAUAAUUUUCUAU
Molecule: messenger RNA, 1483 nt
Organism: Scheffersomyces amazonensis
Lineage: Eukaryota; Fungi; Ascomycota; Pichiomycetes; Serinales; Debaryomycetaceae
Gene: YTM1
Product: Ytm1p
Exons: 1
Coding region: 43-1440 (465 amino acids)
Biological process (GO): ribosomal large subunit biogenesis; ribosome biogenesis
Cellular component (GO): PeBoW complex; preribosome, large subunit precursor
Molecular function (GO): protein binding
Source: RefSeq, a predicted model, not a curated record